This is a messenger RNA of Nerophis lumbriciformis (worm pipefish), 2262 nucleotides long. RefSeq lists its product as uncharacterized. Gene Ontology annotation, cellular component: nucleus. The record is from RefSeq and is a predicted model, not a curated record. Lineage: Eukaryota; Metazoa; Chordata; Actinopteri; Syngnathiformes; Syngnathidae. Gene Ontology annotation, biological process: regulation of transcription by RNA polymerase II. Gene Ontology annotation, molecular function: RNA polymerase II cis-regulatory region sequence-specific DNA binding; DNA-binding transcription factor activity, RNA polymerase II-specific.
UGUUUUCCGGUACCAAUCGUGUCGUAAAACGCAACAUAGCAAUGUGGUCUUUAAGUCUGCAUUAUUCUUUCAUUUUUAUAUUUGUACUUAGUCGUCCAUCGUAUGAACAAAUAAACUAUUAGGUAUUCGUGUCAGGAUCAACUCAACUCGUCUCUUCUCAGGCUUAGCUUGCUAGCUAGUUGAGCUUGCUGGUUAGCUUAGCUUGUUAGCUGCUAACAAAGAGACGCGGAAAUGAUCAAAACACAUCGUUAAGCAGAGAUCAAGUACGUCUGUGAGGAACAUCUUCUCCCUGAGCAAUAGAAGUGGAGCUUCAGGAUGGUGAAAGAGGAGCUACAGCCUUCCCACAUUAAGGAGGAAGACGAGGUGCCACAGACCUUGCAAAUUAAAAAGGAAGAGGAGGACCUACUGGCCCUCCCUUUUAAGGUGGAAGAGGAGUUCACAUUGAACCUCCAUUUUAAAGAGGAAGAGGAGUACCCACUGACACACCAUUUUAAAGAGGAAGGAGGGGAACACAGCAUCAGUCAGGAAGGAGAGCAUCUUGAAGGACUGGAGGAGGUUGAUGUCACCAAGAUGCCAUUGAGUGGUGUGACUGUGAAGAGUGAAGAUGAUGAGGUCAAAGGUGAAAGUGAGGAGAAGAGAGAGGCGGAGCCACCGAGCAGCAGCUCAACUCAACACAUGACAACAGAAGCUGAUGGAGACCACUGUGGAGGAUCACAAGCAGACAAGAUCUUAGCUCCACUAUCAGAUAGUGACGACACAACGUCUCACUCUCAUGACACUGAUGAUGAAGACUCUAAAAAUAAUAAGACAUGUCACACUGACAACACACACUUUACAUGUUCUCACUGUGACAAAACUUUUAGCUACCAUUGUCGUCUGAAAGUACACAUGAGAACCCAUACUGGAGAAAAACCUUUUUCCUGCUCAGAAUGUGGUAAAUAUUUUGUCCAAAAAAAGUAUUUAAAGGUACACAUGAGAUUGCACACCGGUGAAAAACCUUUUUCGUGUUCAAUCUGCGGAGAAUGUUUCACACGAAGACAGUGUUUGAAAAAACACAUACGAUUACACACUGGGGAAAUACAUUUUUCAUGUUCAAUGUGUGGUAAAAGUUUAAAACAAAGUAGUGAUUUGAAAAAACACAUGAGAAUACACACUGGAGAAAAACCCUUUUCCUGUUCAAUCUGUGGUAAAGAUUUUGCUCAAAAGCAAAAUUUAAAGACACACUUGAGAAUACACACUGGAGAAAAACCUUUUUCCUGCCCAGAAUGUGGUAACUGUUUUGCACGAAAAACUUGUUUGAAAAAACACAUGGAAAAACACAUUGGAGAAAAAAAUGUUUCUUGUUUAAUCUGUGGUAAAGAUUAUGUACAAAGACAAACUUUAAAAACACAAAGGAGAAUACACACUGGAGAAAAAACACUUUGCUGCCCAGGGUGUGGUAAAGGUUUUGCACAAAAAAACGUGUUGAAAGAACACAUGACAACACACACAGGAGAGAAAGUGUUGAGUUGCCGUGUGUGUGGUGAAAGAUUAUCUUCUAAGUACCAGUGUAAGAAACACAAGUGUGCUGGUGAGAACAGCAGCAGCAAAUGAGCUGCAGGGUUUGAAAUAAACUGUCAAAACUUUAACUUUGACUUUCUAACAACAUCAGCACAUAUAACAUGUGUGACAUCAUUGUUGUGUGUGUAACACAAUCCUGUCAAUAUGAUUCUAACAUGUAUGGAUUAGAUAUUUUGGAUUAAUGCUUUUUUCAAUCAAGUACAUGUUUUAAUAUACAACAUUGUGUACUUUUAUUUAAAAAUGAACAUAACACUGACUGAAAAGGUGACAAUAAACAAUAAACAGGACAAAACAUGUUACAAAUACAUUCUAUGUGUAUAUACUGUAGAUUAUUGUAAAUCAUUUUUAUUUGUGUUUUUAAUUGUUAAUGUUAUAGAUGAACUCCAUUAUGUGAUAUACAUAUUUGUUUUACAUUUCACUUUUGAGUACACAUAAAUCUCUCUUAGUUCAUAUUUACUGGUUCACAUCUGAAACAUCUUCUGGACCACUUCUGGAAGCAUAUUAUUAUUGACUUUAUACAUCAUUUGAGCAGUUGUGUUUUAUACAAGAUCAUUUACUUUUAGAAUGUGUGACUUUAUCAAUCAUUUGUUGGGUCUCGAUAAUCCAUACUCUCUUUUGUAAUAUGAAUAUUGUUUUAUAUGUAAAUCCCCUUUAUGAAAUAUGUAGAUUAGAAAAGAUGGCAACAUUAUAUGUGGAAGGUUA